Strigops habroptila (Kakapo) is the source of this 2196-nucleotide messenger RNA. RefSeq names its product 5-hydroxytryptamine receptor 5A (gene HTR5A). Gene Ontology annotation, biological process: G protein-coupled receptor signaling pathway, coupled to cyclic nucleotide second messenger; chemical synaptic transmission. Gene Ontology annotation, cellular component: dendrite; plasma membrane. Lineage: Eukaryota; Metazoa; Chordata; Aves; Psittaciformes; Psittacidae. The coding region runs from base 530 to 1600 and encodes 356 amino acids. The transcript has 2 exons. The record is from RefSeq and is a predicted model, not a curated record. Gene Ontology annotation, molecular function: neurotransmitter receptor activity; G protein-coupled serotonin receptor activity.
AUGGGGAGGAAGACACCCGGGGGAGCAGCGGCGCAGACAAAGCCGGAGCUGCACCCCGCACGGUGCGGGCAGCGGCUGCCGGCUCUGCUUCGCCCCGCGCUGGCUCUAAGGGACGCUCCGCGCACUGACAUGACUAAGCACGACCCGCACCGAGAGGCUUCUCGCUCCGCACCCGCGCAAGGCGGGGGGACUCACCUGCCCGCCCCGGCGCCGCCGACUCCUCCACAGGGGCAGCCGCUCCUCCGCGCGGGCUCCGCCGCCGCGGCCGCAGCCAGCGCCGCCCCGCGCCGCCCCGGAGCCGCGCACCGAGCCGCGCCCGCGGAGCCGCCGCCUCCCGCCGCCGGGGCGGGCCGGGGGUGCUGUCAGCCGGCGGCUGACGCAGGGCGCUUCAUCCCGGCGAUGAAGACCCCAGCGGCGGGCAGAGACCAGCCGUCGCGCCCGGCGCCGCUCGGGGCGGACGGGGACGCUCCGCGCCCGCGGUAGGGUGACCCCCCCUUUUCCUUCCCUUCCGCGCCCCGGAGCCCCCGGCAUGGAGCGCCCGCUCAACCUCAGCUGCUUUGCCGAUACGACGCCGGACACCGGCAACCGGAGCGGAUCCUCCGCCGGCCCGGACGGCGGCCGGACGCCCCUCUCCGUCUUCAGCGUGUUGGUCCUCACCCUGUUGGCCAUGCUGGUGGUGGCCACAUUCCUCUGGAACGGGCUGGUUCUGGCCACCAUCUUCCGAGUGCGCACUUUCCACCGGGUGCCCCACAACCUGGUGGCUUCCAUGGCCAUCUCCGACGUGAUGGUGGCAGCCCUGGUCAUGCCCCUCAGCUUGGUGCAUGAGUUGUCUGGUCGGCGGUGGCGGCUGGGCCGGUUGCUCUGCCAGGUGUGGAUCUCCUUCGACGUGCUGUGCUGCACCGCCAGCAUCUGGAAUGUCACGGCCAUUGCCCUCGACCGCUACUGGUCCAUCACCCGCCAUCUGGAGUACACGCUCCGCACCCGGCGCCGCAUCUCCAACAUCAUGAUUGCCCUCACCUGGGCACUUUCUGCCUUCAUCUCCUUGGCCCCACUACUCUUUGGCUGGGGAGAGACUUACUCGGAGAACAAUGAGGAGUGCCAGGUCAGCCAGGAGCCUUCCUACACCAUCUUCUCCACGUUUGGCGCCUUCUACCUGCCCCUCUGCGUAGUGCUUUUUGUGUACUGGAAGAUCUACAAGGCCGCCAAGUUUCGAAUUGGGUCUCGGAAGAGCAACUCCAUCACCCCCAUUACACGAGAAGGCCUGGAGGUAAAAGAAGCUGCCCAGCAGCCGCAGAUGGUCUUCACUGUCCGUCAUGCCACUGUUACGUUCCAGACGGAUGGAGACACGUGGAGAGAGCAGAAGGAAAAGAAAGCUGCCCUCAUGGUGGGCAUCCUUAUUGGGGUCUUUGUGCUCUGCUGGAUCCCCUUCUUCAUCACAGAGCUCAUCAACCCCCUCUGCUCGUGUGACAUCCCACCCAUUUGGAAGAGUAUUUUUCUAUGGUUAGGCUAUUCAAAUUCCUUUUUUAAUCCACUCAUCUACACUGCUUUCAACAAAAACUACAACAAUGCCUUCAGGAACCUAUUCUUUAGGCAGCACUGAGCAGAAAAAGCUUUUCUGCUGUCCCAGGAAGAUCAUUUCAACUCUCAAUAAAUCCUACCAAAUUCUUGAGGAAGAUCAAAGCCACAGAUACUGAGGUGAUGCUAUAGACGCAUCCCCAUGGGUCAUACAUUGCAGCAACAGUCCUGGUUCCUACGCAGACUCUCCAUCACCACCUCUAAGUCAGUUGCUAUUUUAACUGCAAACAGCAUGUAGGGUUUCUCUGGCCAGCUGCACCGCAUUCUCCCUCCAGUGCCCCUUCCUAGUGAUGUUCUGUUUGGUGACAGUAACGGUGCAGAGGAGUCUGCUGGCAAGGAGUCAUAUUUGAAAAGCUGGUUUGGCUGCUGCCGGUCUCUCACAGCAUUAACAACUUUGUCCCAUGUGCAAAACUGGGACCCUUUAAUGUCAGGAGAUUUUAUGAUUAUGUAUAAAGCUAGGUAUUUUAUGGUUUGGAUGAAAAGACUGUCUUUAACUGGUAGAGAUUGUUAAGUGUUUGUUUUGGGGGAAUAAAACACUCAUAAUGGUUAAGAGCAGACUCCAAGUAUAAAGCCUUUUCUCACACGCUUUAUCAACAAUAAAUUGUGCUAUUUGCUAUUGGA